Molecule: messenger RNA, 891 nt
Organism: Trypanosoma grayi
Lineage: Eukaryota; Euglenozoa; Kinetoplastea; Trypanosomatida; Trypanosomatidae
Exons: 1
Coding region: 1-891 (296 amino acids)
Source: RefSeq, a predicted model, not a curated record
AUGAGUAGCGGUUAUUCCUCGGAGCCCCUGUGUCUUGUCAAUUUUGACAUUGGUAAUGAGUACAAAUCCGCUUUUAUACAGCUUCUAGAUCGUGGGCAACAGAUCGCCCUGCCUGCAUCUCAGCUAUGUCUUGGUUUAACUGCCGAUGCAUCUCAUUCUCUGCUUUGUACAAUUCUUGAAAACAAUGGGGGCAUUAUUGAUUCUCACUCCACAGCAUUUGUUUACGGGUUUGAGGCGAGCGAGUCACCCAAGCUUCACGGUAUAGUGAAACACUGCAAGAGCUGCGUCUUUCACCGUGCUGGAUUAUGGUGUGUGUCGCAACCAGGCAGGGACCUUGAGGCCGGUGUUAUAAGUCUUUCGUUCGCUGAUCUUCUUGGACUUUCACAAGUGGAAUUGAGGGAGAAUCCUGCUGUUUUUGGUACCCUCUCCGACCCUAUUUCCAUGGAGGCUAUGGACGGCAACGUUGCCUGUGUAUUCACUGCGCAUGGGGCUUCCCUUUGUGACUUGAGAGCUAAAGGGAUUCAAUGUAUUUAUCAGUCACGAAAUCGUCUUCUUUCCGGAGUGAUGUGUAAGGAAGGGGAUGCCUUGGUUGUUUCCUCAGAUGCAGAUACGGUUUCGGUAAUUGAAACGCGGAAAGCCACGAACGCGCUGUAUGAGACAAGUGUGUCUUUCCCUGUUACGUUGCGUUCGUCCAUAGGGGGGAAGGUGGCACUCGCCAUUUCUCGUCGUCAAGUGGGGGUGCUUCAUGUUGGAAGGCCGGGGUUUUUGGGUGCAUUCGAGAACCCGGGCACUAUACUUGAUGCAACUCUAUUAACCGAGGAGCAGCACAUCGUCCGCGUACUUUCCUCCUCCGCUGAUGGGUGUCUUAGUGAUUGGUCAAUGGAAUUCUGA